This is a messenger RNA of Columba livia (rock pigeon), 5498 nucleotides long. RefSeq names its product NIMA related kinase 1 (gene NEK1). The coding region runs from base 277 to 4125 and encodes 1282 amino acids. The record is from RefSeq and is a predicted model, not a curated record. Gene Ontology annotation, biological process: protein phosphorylation. NCBI's taxonomy places the organism in Eukaryota, Metazoa, Chordata, Aves, Columbiformes, Columbidae. The transcript is spliced from 34 exons. Gene Ontology annotation, molecular function: protein kinase activity; ATP binding.
GCCGUUAGGCGCGUGCCCGAUGAGGGGGUCUUGCUGGGGAGCGCUGCCACCGCCGCCGCUCCGCGGUACCGCCGUGCCCGAGCGUCCGCCCGGCCGCGCCGCGUAACGCGGGCAGCGGUCCUUUCUGUGAGGGCGGGUUACGGGCCCGGGUCGCAGCUCGCCGCUGCGCAGAGCGGGCGGUAACGGGGGAGCAGGAAACCCCCAUGCUUCAGAACGGGGAGGAGGCUGCUUCCCAGUACUCGAGUAAGGAUGCCUUAAGAAGAUAACUAGAUAACUAUGGAUAAAUAUAUUAAAGUGCGAAAGAUUGGAGAAGGAUCCUUUGGGAAAGCAAUUCUUGUUAAAGCUAAAGAAAAUGGCCAACAGUAUGUUAUUAAAGAAAUCAACAUAUCUAAGAUGUCAAAUAAAGAGAGAGAAGAAUCAAGAAGAGAAGUUGCUGUAUUGGCUAACAUGAAACAUCCGAAUAUUGUCCUGUAUAGGGAGUCAUUUGAAGAAAAUGGCUGUCUUUACAUAGUGAUGGAUUACUGUGAAGGAGGAGACCUAUUUAAAAAAAUCAAUGCCCAGAAAGGAAUCUUGUUCUCUGAAGAUCAGAUUCUGGAUUGGUUUGUACAAAUCUGUUUAGCGCUAAAACACAUACAUGAUAGAAAAAUCUUGCAUCGGGAUAUAAAGUCACAGAAUAUAUUUUUAACCAAAGAUGGAACAAUACAGCUGGGAGAUUUUGGGAUCGCCAGAGUUCUUAACAGUACUGCUGAGUUGGCUCGCACUUGCAUAGGAACACCAUACUAUUUAUCACCUGAAAUAUGUCAAAACAAACCUUACAACAAUAAAAGUGACAUCUGGGCUCUUGGUUGUGUUCUCUAUGAAAUGUGCACACUUAAACAUGCGUUUGAAGCUGGUAACAUGAAGAACUUGGUACUGAAGAUAAUCUCUGGACCUUUCCCUCCUGUUUCUAUGCAUUACUCCUAUGAUCUACGUAAUCUGUUGUCACAGUUAUUUAAAAGGAAUCCUAGGAAUAGACCAUCAGUAAACUCCAUAUUGGAGAAAAAUUUUAUAGCCAAACGGGUUGAAAAAUUUCUCACACCACAGCUUAUUGCAGAAGAAUUCAAUCACAAAAUCUUCCAGAAGUUUGGACCGCAUGCCGCACCAGCUAAAAGACUGGCUCAAGAACAAUUACUGACUUCAGUCGCACCAGCUCAGAAAAUUACCAAACCUGCUGCAAAAUAUGGAGUGCCUUUAGCGAUCAGGAAGUCUUGUGAUGCACCUAAAAAGCCUAAUGAAAAGAGGCCAUUGGCUAAAUCUAGGCAGGAACUUUCAAAAAAGAAAAGAUUAGAAUUGCCUGAAAAAGAAAAACGCCAGAGAGAUCAGAUCAGUUUACUGAAGGCGGAUGAAAUGAGAAGAUUGGAAAAAGAAAGGAUGGAACGAAUAAACAGAGCCAGGGAACAAGGAUGGAGGAAUGUGCUUGGUUCAGGUGGAAGUGGUGAUGUUAAGGCACCAUAUUAUGGCGGUGGAGGUGGUGUUAGCCCUUUUCCUGUGUCUUCCAGAGGACCAUAUGAACACUAUCAUGCUAUUUUUGACCAGAUGCAACAGCAGAAGGAGAACAUUAGAGUAGCUGAAGAGAGGGAAGCCAGAUUGAGGGCAAAAGUACAAGGCCGAGAAGUUUCUGAAAGAGGAAUUCCACCUGGAGUACGUCCAGGAGUUCCUAAAGGACCUGCAGGUCAUCACCAUUUACCUGAUGCUGGUGCAAUUAGGAAAAAAGUGAAAAGAUUGAAGGAAGUAUCUAAACAAGGCAAUGCAAACAGGCAAAAAGGAUGGAUAGCUGCAGAUAGAGCAAAGCAAGUGGAAGAAUUCUGGCAACGAAAGAGAGAAGCCAUGGAAAACAAAGCUCGAGCUGAGGGACACAUGGGUACACUGCAAAACAUGGCAGAUAUCUAUGGAGGCAGGUCCAUUUCUGCAAGAGGAAGGAAAUCCAGAAACAAGGAGGAAGAGGAAUAUUUGGCUAGAUUAAGACAGAUCCGACUACAAAACUUUAAUGAACGUCAGCAGAUUAGAGCAAAACUUCGUGGAGAAAAGAAUGAUGCUGCCAGUUCUGAUGGACAAGAAUCAAGUGAGGAAGCAGAACUGAAACGCAAAAAGAUAGAAGCGCAGAAGGCCCAAGCAAAUGCCCGAGCUGCAGUUCUGAAAGAACAGUUAGAGCGAAAGAGAAAGGAAGCAUAUGAAAGAGAGAAAAGAGCCUGGGAAGAACAUCUGAUAGCGAAAGGGGUAAAGAGUCCUAAUGUGCCUUUUCAUGUGGGAGCUACAGAACACAGUCCUGUGCAUGGACUACAGGAGCUUGGAGCAGCUCUUCCUAAGCCACAACUUCCAGUGAAGCCCAGUACACCAGUCAUCUCAAUGACUUCUGCUUUGAAGGAAGUGGGUGUGGAUGAAAAUGUAAUGGCUAUCCAGGAAGCUGAGGAAGAAAUCAAAAAGGCAGAUUUUGCAAUUCAAAAUAAACGAGAAAUACUGAGAAGAUUAAAUCAAAAUCUUAAAGCUCAAGAAGAUGAGAAAGGAAAAAAGGAGUGUAAAAAUACCUCUGAAUCAGCUGGGUCUGAAGCUGGUAAGGAACAAAAAGAAGGUGACCAUGCACUUCUAGGAGAUCGCAAAAAAUGGGAACCUGAGCCAUCGGAGUUGGUAGUUCCUUUAACUCAGCUAUCAAUGGAAGAUUCUCUCUCUGGAACAGAUCGUCAAACUCUGGGAGAAGUACUUAAGUUAGAUAUUGGUGAACCCCACAGGAAAGUCUGGGGCAAAAGCCCUACUGAUUCUGUCCUGAAGAUCCUAGGAGAAGCAGAGUUGCAGCUGCAAACCGACUUACUUGAGGAACUAGAUGUAAUAAAUGGUGCUGCAGAACUUGUUGAAGGAGGUCACCAGUCCUUAAUUGUAAAACAGGAGAAGGAACAAGAAGCUUUUCCUCCUGUUGAAGCUCAGUCUUCAGUACCAGUUGGUGUCACAGUGUCUGACAUGACUAUACCAGAAGAAUCUCAAAGAGCUGGACCUACCCAGGUGCAGAGCAAACCUAUUAUGCUGAAUGAGCUUGAUGAUUUGGAAACAGAGAUGUUGCAAGAAACAGAAGAAGAUAAAAAGCACCAGAGUAAGAAAUUUCCCAUCACUGUUAAUGAAGUAUGGGUAAAAGAGAAGGAGGAUGAGGCACAACAUGACAGAAGAAAUGAGGCAGCUUCUCAGAAACUAGUGCCUGACAAGGUGCAGCCACAAAAGGAAGCUCCAGAAGAAACUUGUUCCAGUGACUCUCUGCAACCUGAACCCUUAUUCCAGAGGGUAAUACAGCCCACAGCUGUACCAACAGCCUCACCGAUUCUGUCAGCUCAGUCUUCACAGGAGGAGCCUUUUGUACCUCGUUCACGUUCCAUAUCGCCAGCAAAAAGUAAAGGCAAAAGUUCAUUGUUGAUUGGACUUUCUACAGGGCUUUUUGAUGCGAAUGACCCAAAGAUGCUGAGAACAUGUUCUCUUCCGGAUCUUUACAAACUCUGUAGAACUUUAGUCGAUGUUCCCAGUGUAGCAGAUGUGCAGCAUCAACAUAAUCUUGAAAUAGAUGAUACGGAAGAUGAGCAAGCCAAAGAAGGACCCUCUGAUUCUGAGGAUACUAUGUUUGGGGAGGCAGAUACGGAUCUGCAGGAACUCCAGGCCUCAAUGGAACAACUGCUUAGAGAGCAGCCUACUGAGGAAUUCAGUGAAGAGGAGGAGUCUACUUUAAAGGCAAAUGUCAUCGAGUGCAUCACAAAUGGUACAGAGCCGGAUGAAGGAGAUGAAAAUAACCCCAGUAGUGAAAGUGCACUUAAUGAAGAAUGGCAGUCAGAUAAUAGUGAUGGUGAGAUUGCCAGUGAAUGCGAAGAAUGUGAUAGUAUCUUCAGCCAUUUGGAAGAGUUGAGAUAUAACCUGGAGCAGGAAAUAGGCUUUGAUAAAUUCAUUGAAGUUUAUGAGAAAAUAAAGGCUAUACAUGAAGAUGAAGAUGAAAAUAUCGAUAUUUGUUCCACCAUAGUUCAAACUAUUCUUGGAAACGAGCACAAACACCUGUAUGCCAAAAUACUUCACCUGGUGAUGGCAGACGGAGCCUACCAAGAAGAUAACGAUGAAUAAACCUGACUCAGGAAUUUCCUAAUGCUGAACUACGGAUCGGUGUUUGAAGUCUGCAUGACUGAAUAGCAAAUCAUAGUGGAGAAUGUAACAUGGGGCAGGAGAAGCAAGACUUCAGAAAAGAAUGUUGAUUGUAUGACAAACAGGAAAAACAUGCCUUUUAAAACUGCGAUAUCUAUACACUUCUCUUGUGUCUACUCAUGUGUGUUCAUUAACUAUCAUAUGCCCGUAAAUUAAAAACAAAUCAAAAACCAAAAAACCCACUCAAACCUGUUAUCUCUCAAACUCCAGAAGAAGCAUAGAGAGGAAUACCUGUAGAGAUUCUGAUACAAAACUGUAAAACAGAAUUUCUGCUGUAUCAGCAGUUGGCUGGUAGGGUUAAGCAAUUGGAAGGACUCCUGUGUUGUGGAAGUACAUCUACCUGUUCAUUUACAUACUUAAAAGAGCCUCUCUUUACAACUACAUAAAGAAAUUACUUCAUUUUAUUGACCGUUGUGGUUGUAUUUUAAUAGCAUCUUAAUCCUAGUGGUCCAGUUUGAGUAUUUCACUUUUUUCUUAAUAAAAAAAAUAUUGUAAUUUGAAGCAGAAGGCUUCUGUCACUUUUUAACCAGUGUCAUCUGAAAUAUCUCAAUGGUGUUUCUAAGCCAAGGCAAACAGGUACUUCAAUUGUCAUUGCAAUGUCUGGGUUUUUUGAGAUUGUAAGAUUCAUUUGGAGCUAGAAUUUUUUUUUUAAAUAUAUUUUUCCUCCCCUUCAUUGUCCCCUUCCCCAGCCCCUUUCCAAACUCCCAAGUAUUUAGCUCUUUUGAAUUUUGUAAUCUGGUCAAUGAUAAUAUGGUAUGCUGUUGAAAUGAAAGGGGUGGUUUUUUUCUAGUUGGUUUUUAAAUUCUUCCUGUUAAACUCAUGGUUCCAGUAGCCACCACAGGCAAUUAAAUAUUCCAGGCACAAGUACUUUGCAGCUUUUGGCUCAUGUUUUGUAGCUUGAUUUCCACUGCCCUGAAAGAAAAAACAGGUUUCUUCUGUCCGCACUUCCUUGUUCCUCCUGGUCAAAGCAGUACCAUGCAGGGCACUACAUCAGGUGUACUUUCCAAUCAUCAUCUCUUGAACAGCUUUACUGGCUUAGCCAUACAAUACGUUCCUUGGUACAAAUCUGAUGGACUGUCCAACUUCCAACUGCCCUCUUGGAGUAUAAGUUGGGUUUUUUUCAGCUACAGCCAGUCACAAUCUAAAACUGUCAAAAGUUACUUUUCCACAAAGUAAAAUAAAGUAUAUAUAUAUAUAUAUAUAUAUACAUGUAUUAUUUAGAACUGUCAAAAUAUGUACAUGAUUUUUGUAUAACUGUUUUAUGGUGUUGUUAUUAAAGUUUUGCCCACUGAAAA